AUGUCGAGCGUCGACGAUGCAAUCAAGGCAGCGAUUCAAAGCGAACUCCAGGCGGUUGUCACUGAGAAGUUGAGCCAGCAGGAUGAACGCUUCAACGAGCUGAAGCAGGCGUUCGAGGAGCUUUCUGGUCGCGUGGAGGAGCGGGGACGAGAGACUCAGCAGCUUCGGGAGGACGUCGACAGGCAAAAGUCUGAUGCAGAAGCGCUAGAUGCCCGCGUGAAGUCCGACCUCGAAGCUGCCAUCAAAGAAGUCAAGGACCGGUUGGACCGGCACGAGAGCGACGAGGAAGGCCUGGGAGGCCUGACCCAGCUCCGGAGCAAGGUGGAUGGCUUUGCGGAGGAAUUGACCAAAGUGCUCGCCAAGAUGGAAGAGCAUGGCAGAACAGUGGCUUCGUCCAAGACGCGUACUGACUCGUGUGAGGAAGCCUUGCGUGAUGUGGCAAGGAAAUGUGAAGAUGCUGCGUCCACAGUAGAGAAGAAUCAGGUGACACUGCAACAAGUUGAGGAAAUCAGCAUGGGCGUGCGGGAGCGCCAGCAGGUGGUGGAAGACUCGGUGGUGAAGAAAUACGACUCGCUCUGGAAGGACGUGUUGAAAGCUAUGGAAGAACUCAAGGUCAACCAGGAGCAGCUCAUGAUGGAGGACAUGAAGCGUCGGCAACAAGAUGCCAGGCGAGAAGGCCGUUCUCAUGUCAAAUAUGUGACGCAACUGGUGGCGACAGUUCAUGAUGAGCGGCGUAAGCUCGCCCUCACCAAAGAUCUGUUGACGGUUUGGCAGCAGCACACUUGGACAAGUGUUCGCAGGAGAACGGGCAUCCAAUGGCUCUGCAACUCGCUGGCCAGCGUCGCGAAGCGACGCCAGCACCAGUUUCUGAACCGAUGGGUUCGGCACGCAUCGAUCGAGACCCUGGUCCGGCAGCUACGAGAGGAAUAUGCCGCGCUUAUCCCGGACGUCCAGAAGGCCAUCAAGGACUCAGGGCUUCCAGAUCGCUGCAACUCCUUGGAGCAGAUCGUGGAGAUCCUGAGGAAGGACUUGAAUGCCUUGUCGGAGACCGUGAAGGAGCAUUCGACGUCGCUUGAAGGCAACGCUUCAUGGGUAGAGAAGACGGGGAUCAUCAUCAUCAAGCUCACGCAACGGUUGGAUGAGGUUGAGACCAAAGCUGCUGAUGUACUGGCUUCCAGUGGCGGUCGUCUGGAUGAGGUGGAGGCCCGUGUGGAGUCCUGCGAGAAGCAAGUUGGCGACCUCUCCGAGGCACAGAAGGCCCUCGCUCUGGCAAAGGAUGUGCAGUCGAUAAUGCGCGACGUCCUCUUGAUCUGGAAUUCCAUCAAGCAUCUCGAUGCUGCCAAAGCUGACAAGAAGGACAUGGACACAGUUGCGCUGGAAACGAGCAAAAGAGACAGGCAGUCCACGCGCAGGAUCGAGGACAUGCAGUCGCAGAUCACGGACCAACUUAGAGAGGAGACCUUGCGAGUGCAAGAGAAGUGUGCGCAACUGGACGUGAAGGUCGAUGAGUCGACAAGGCAGUUUCUACAUUGGGAGCAGAUGUGGGAACGACUGGCUGCCUACGUCGAGGAGCUGGUGAAGCAGGUUGGCGACAUGCAAGACGGCAGGAGCAACUGCCCGGGCUGCCGUCCUCCAAGCGGGCGCAGGCCCCGGCCAGCGAGUGCAACCUUUCCUCGCGAGAGCUCUGAGAGGAACUUGCAUGAGUCUGAGAAUGGUCUGAUGUAUGUGAACAGCGAAGCCCGCAUCAGGGCCCCAGAUGUGAAUCCUGAUGCUCCUCCGCCGAUCGACACCAAAACGGGUCGAAGUCCUGUCCUUUCGCGCCCGCGUUUGAGGAUGUUCAUGGACUCGACGAGGCCUGUGCUGGGCUGA
Messenger RNA from Symbiodinium natans, 1869 nucleotides. The record is from the annotation of a GenBank genome assembly. NCBI's taxonomy places the organism in Eukaryota, Dinophyceae, Suessiales, Symbiodiniaceae.